Messenger RNA from Aspergillus luchuensis, 1410 nucleotides. RefSeq names its product putative dihydrolipoamide succinyltransferase. Lineage: Eukaryota; Fungi; Ascomycota; Eurotiomycetes; Eurotiales; Aspergillaceae. The transcript is spliced from 11 exons. Gene Ontology annotation, molecular function: dihydrolipoyllysine-residue succinyltransferase activity. The coding region runs from base 1 to 1410 and encodes 469 amino acids. Gene Ontology annotation, biological process: tricarboxylic acid cycle. Gene Ontology annotation, cellular component: oxoglutarate dehydrogenase complex. The record is from RefSeq and is a predicted model, not a curated record.
AUGGCUUCUCGAUUACCGUUUCAUCGCCUCUCUGGGCAACACCUGAGGGCUCUUCAUCGAAACGCCAGCGUUUCCCGCAGCCUCCACAUCGGCCGCGCCAGAAGCUUGAUGUCCAUUGCUUCCCAGAAAAGCGCCAAUGGUCCUCUCAAGUCAAGCGCGGGUCUUCAGCAGGUUACGGCUCUGGGACCCAAAAUGUCUCGCUUCGGUAUCGCUCCCUUCGCGGCUGCUCAGGUGCGAACUUAUGCGGACACUGUUGUCAAGGUUCCACAGAUGGCGGAAUCGAUCACCGAAGGCACAUUGAAGCAAUUCUCCAAACAGAUCGGUGACUACGUUGAACGGGACGAGGAGAUCGCAACCAUUGAGACUGACAAGAUUGAUGUAUCCGUUAAUGCCCCUGAAUCCGGUACCAUCAAAGAGUUCCUCGUGGGCGAGGAAGACACCGUCACAGUUGGACAGGACCUUGUCAAGUUGGAGCUUGGAGGUGCCCCUGAAACCAAGAAGGAAGACGCAAAUGAAAAGCCGGCCGCGCCAGCCGCUGCUGACAAGCCCACGGCUUCCGAACCUGAGAAACCGAAGGCACCCGAAGCACCCCAGUCUUCAUCCGAGAAAGCCACACCUUCGGAGCCCAGUCCCUCAAAGAAAACAGAGCCGGUAGCUACAAAGCCUCAGGCCUCCGAACCUGCCAAGCCCAGCGUUGGGGGUCGCGAAGAGAGGAGGGUUAAAAUGAAUAGGAUGAGAUUGAGAAUCGCAGAACGUCUGAAGCAGUCCCAGAACACGGCAGCUUCUCUCACCACAUUCAACGAAGUUGAUAUGUCCUCUCUCAUGGAGUUCCGCAAGCUGUACAAGGACGACGUAUUGAAGAAGACUGGUGUCAAACUCGGAUUCAUGAGUGCCUUCUCUCGCGCCUGUGUUCUUGCCAUGAAAGACGUUCCCGCUGUUAAUGCCUCCAUCGAGGGUCCCAAUGGUGGAGACACCAUCGUUUAUCGUGAUUACGUGGAUAUCAGCGUGGCCGUUGCUACUGAGAAAGGACUCGUGACACCAGUGGUCCGCAAUGCGGAGACCAUGGACCUCGUUGGCAUUGAGAAAGCCAUCGCGGAUCUUGGCAAGAAGGCUCGUGAUAAUAAGUUGACUAUCGAGGACAUGGCCGGGGGCUCUUUCACCAUCAGCAAUGGCGGGGUUUUUGGCUCUCUGAUGGGAACUCCCAUUAUCAACCUCCCACAGACAGCUGUUCUCGGACUCCACGCAAUCAAGGACAAGCCGGUGGCUGUGAACGGUAAAGUUGAAAUUCGCCCUAUGAUGUAUCUUGCCCUGACUUACGAUCACCGACUCUUGGAUGGUCGUGAGGCUGUAACUUUCUUGGUUAAGGUCAAGGAAUACAUCGAAGACCCCCGUCGGAUGCUGCUGGGCUAG